Messenger RNA from Chiloscyllium plagiosum (whitespotted bambooshark), 5046 nucleotides. RefSeq names its product filamin-A-interacting protein 1-like. Lineage: Eukaryota; Metazoa; Chordata; Chondrichthyes; Orectolobiformes; Hemiscylliidae. The record is from RefSeq and is a predicted model, not a curated record.
ACAGUAUCUGAGGGCUGUAUCAGCACCGACAGAGGAAACACAGCAGUGAGACAUUAAACAGGAGAGCAACAGAUUUAUUUUCCAAACACUAACAGUUUCUAAUCGGGAGCCUGUGUGGACUUUUUAUGCUGGCCAGCCUGUCUAAAAGAAGAAACAUACUCUCAUCCUGUUUUCCACUAUUUCCUGCAUGAUCUCAGCAGAUGGUGGGUAGAGAGCAUAAAGGAACUCAUCUUCAUCUGUUCUAUACUGUAGCAAUGUUUGCCUGAUCUAUACUUACCCAAAGAUUGUGGAACAAUCUCUAAUCACUGAACCUGUGCUCGAUUUAGAUCUGUUCUGUGUCUGAUAACAUCAGGUUGGAAUGAGAUCCCGGAGCAGUGGAGAAUCGCCAUCUCAUGGGCGUGUGUCCAGGGACAACAACCAUGAAGGUGAGGAAAGCACUUCUGUAGGCAGUAAAAAGAAGAAGAAGACUCAUCGCCAACAUGAUGGAGAAAAGUUAAUGGGGGUAUCAGGUCCUGCAAAGAAACAGCAGAAAUCAACUGAAGAAAAUGAGCAACAAAAGAAGUUACUGGAGCUCUCGAAAGAUGAUCUCCUGCGUCUGCUCAGCAUAAUGGAAGGGGAAAUUGAGGCUCGAGAGGAUGUUAUUCACUUGCUGAAGUCGAACAAGAUUAAUCCGGAGUCUUUAGAGGCUUAUUAUGGUCUGGCCGUUCCUGAGACAAUUUUACGGACAUUGUACAGGGAUGCCAAUCAAGCCCAGGAAAAGAAGACAGGUGAAGAUGUUUAUGAGAAACCAAUGGCAGAGUUGGAUUUGCUGGUGGAGAAGCACAGAGAGACAUAUCGGCGUAUGUUGGAACAAUUACUUCUGGCUGAGAAGUGUCACAGGCGUACUGUGUAUGAACUGGAGAAUGAGAAACACAAGCACACAGACUAUAUGAACAAGAGCGAUGACUUUACCAACCUCCUUGAACAAGAUCGAGAGAGGUUGAAGAAAUUGCUUGAACAGGAAAAAUUCUACCAGGCACGGAAGGAAAAGGAGAACAACAAGCGAUUGAGCAAAGUGCGAGAGGAGCUGGGCAAGUUGAAAUCAUUUGCACUGAUGCUAGUGGACGAACGACAGAUUCACAUUGAACAGCUCGGCCAGCAAGCACAGAAGUUGCAGGAGCUGGGCCAGAAACUCCAAGAGGAGGAAGAGAAAUCCCGAAGUCUUGAUGAAAGAGCUAGGGAGGAAAGUCAGAGAGUAAUCCGGCUUGAGGCAGAACUUGGACACAAGUCUGCCAAGUCUUUGCAGGAGCAUGAUGAGAUGAUGGCCAAACUAGCCACCCAAGAAUCUCAAAACCACCGGUUACGACAAAAGCUGUCCAGUUUAAACUGCCGACUUGAAGAGCUGGAGGAAGCCAACAAAAGCCUACAGAAGGCCAAGGAGGAACUUCAGGAAUUGCAGGUUAAAAUUAGCCAUGGAGAGUGUGGAAACUCCAGUCUGAUGGCUGAGGUGGAAAACCUGCGAAAGCGGGUACUAGAGAUGGAGGGAAAAGAUGAAGAGAUAACUAAGGCUGAAGAUCAGGGCAGGGAACUAAAAAGGAAAUUGGAAAAGGAGGAGCUCCAUAGUAAGGAGCUGAAAAUGGAAGUGGAAAAACUACAGAAGAGAAUGGUUGAUCUAGAAAAAUUGGAAGGUGCCUUUAACAAAAGCAAAUUUGAAUGUUCACAGCUACAUGUUAGCUUAGAUAAAGAAAGGAAUCUGGCAAAAGACUUGGUCAACGAGUUGGAAUUGGUGAAAGCCAGAGUGAAAGAACUUGAAACAUCAGAGGCCAGACUGGAAAAAAGUGAAUUCCUCUUGAAAGAUGACUUGACAAAGCUGAAGUCUUUUACUGUGAUGUUAGUAGAUGAGAGAAGAGGUGUGGCAGAAAAGUUGCAUCAGGAAGAACAGAAAGUGAGUGAUCUUAAUAGCAAGUUGAUGCAGGAACAAAAUAAAACAACAGAGAUAACAGAGAAGCUGAUUGAAGAGAGCAAGAAGCUUCUCAAAUUGAAAUCGGAGAUGGAAGAGAAAGUGUCUGCCCUGCUCAACGAAAGAAAUGAAUUGAAGGUAAAGCUCAAAGAUGAAGAACAAAAAUCGAAUGAGCUGAGCUUUAGAGUUGGCCUGUUGAAGAAGAGGCUUGACCGUGUAGAAGAAACUGAAAGUGAUACCCUCCGAAAUAAGGCCAAGAAAGAACUGGACAGACUUCCAGAAGACACUGGACUUGACAAUAAUAAAAUAAAAGAGCUAACGUUGGAAAUCGAGCGGUUGAAAUCUCGAUUAAAGCAGCUGGAGGUGGUGGAAGGUGAUCUGAUGAAGACUGAGGAUGAAUACGAUCAGCUAGAGCAGAAAUUCAAGACUGAGCAGGACAAAGCAAACCUCCUGACCCAUCAGCUGGAAGAAUUAAAAAAGCAGAUGACCAGGGGCAAGGAGAAAGGAGAAGCCUUGACCCUGGAGGCUGAGGCUCGUAAUCGGCUUCGACUCGAGGAGGCAGAGGUUCAAGCACUCAAGGAGAAGAUUCAUGAGCUGAUGAACAAGGAGGACCAACUCUCCCAACUGCAGGCCGAUUACUCCAUCCUCCGGAAGAAAUUCCAACAAGAGGAAAGUAAAAACAAAGACAUGGGCCAGGAGGUGGUCAGCUUGGCAAAGGAGCUGGAGCUAUCCAAACGAUACAGCCGGGCCCUGAGGCCCUGCCUCAAUGGCAGAAGGAUGGUCGAUGUCCCAGUCACAUCCACAGCCGUCCAGACCGAAAGCCCACCCAAUGGGCUUGGGGAAGAAGACAAUGCUGCAGUUUUUAUCCGAAAGUCUGUCCAAGAAGAGAACCACCUGAUGAGCAACCUCAGGCAGAAGAAGCCCAUGGAGCGGCCCUCGGUGCUGGAGCGCUAUCCACCAGCUGCCAAUGAGUUAAACCUAAGGAGAUCAUGGAUCCCCUGGAUGAAGAAGAAGGAGAACAGCACUGAGAGAGCCACUCAGGCCAGUGCAAACCCCAGGGAGGUGAUCGUGGCCCAGAGGCAAGGCCAGCCACUGCACAUUCGAGUGACCCCUGACCACGGCAACAGCACUGCCACUCUGGAGAUCACCAGCCCGUCAGCUGAAGACUUCUUCUCCAGCACCACAGUCAUCCCCACCCUGGGUCAGCAGAAGCCGCGCAUCACCAUCCUGCCCGCUCCCACUGUUGCCUCAUCCAAAGGCAAAGCCUCAGACAGCUCCUUCUCACCAGAGCGUGCAGCAUCUCCUGUUACAAUCACCACUUUCUCCAGGGCUACCUCCCCCCCAGAAAGAGGCAAGGCUGCCUUUCUGGACACAACUACUUGUCCAGACACAUCUGCCUCCCCCAUUCAGAUCAUGACAGUUUCUACUUCGGCAGCCCCCGAGUCUUCAGUCCCUCCGAAUCAAGCCCAGGAACCAGCCAUGGGACGGGCAGUUUUCAAAGUGUCCCCAGAGAAACAGACGGUGCCAACACCAACUCGAAGAUACAGCCCAAACACCAACAUCAUAACGACUGAGGACAACAAGAUUCACAUCCACCUGGGCAGUCAGUUUAAAAGGCCCGGCAGCAGCUACACCGAAGACACCAGCCCUCUGAUAACUGUUCGGCCUCUGUCUGUUGCUGGUGGGUGUGAGAACAAGGAGGUGACAAUGGGAACAGUUCUCCGUUCCCCUCGUAACUGCACUGCUCCUAAAAACUCAACCAACAAAAUGACCAGCAGCAUCACUAUAACUCCAGCCAGUACCACAUCCACAAGGACUACAACGUCAGUGGCAGCACAGGAGGGGUCAGCACAACGACCCACACCCACACGCAUCCCCAUGUCAAAAGGUAUGAAAGCAGGAAAACCAGUAGUGCCAGCUGUUGGAACAGGAGGUGUGGCAAAAUAUGAAUCUCGUACUGAAAGCCAGUCAAUGAGAAUUGAACUGAAGAAGUCUCCUGUCAGCAGUCCGAUCUCUCAGGCUGGGGGGAAGAGCUGAGGAUAGACAUCAUGGGAAAGCAUAGUCAUUCAUCAGGUACAGAUGACAUCGGCAUGAUGGUCCUCUAAUUGUUGGGAGCGUGCCUGUGAUUUUAUUGCACUGCAUUACUGCUGGUUGAAAGAAACAUUGCCCUAGGCUGCAGCCUCCAUGGCUCUGAUUCCAGUCUUGUAUGCUACUGACCACUACGAGAGAGACACUGUAAUCAUAACCUGUAUAUUUUUUGAAGAAAUUGAAAAUUUCAUUUUAUGUGCAUAGAAUUAGCUCAUAAUUUUUCCCGCGUUGUAAGAAAAGAGGAACAGAGGCACAAUGUCAAGAUUUGCUGCAAUUUGUUUCAUUACACGGAAGUGUAUAUUUUAGAAAUAUCCUCUUAAUUUGUACAUGGCCAAUGGUAUCAUGGGUUCAUUUAUCACAACACGCUGAUCAACUCUUCUCCCUUGACAAGGGACAGAAUAGCAUCGCUUUGAAAUUCAAAGAAGAGGGAUAAAUGAAACAUCUGUUAAUCUGAUAUAACCUCAUUCAGAAAUUAAGACAAUUAAUUUUCAUAUAUCGAUUGACUUUUAAUUUACCUUUUAGUUCUGCUUGGUAUUUAAUGUGAAUCAUUUUGAUUCUGUAGCAACACUUCAAUCUGUACCUAAAUAAAGAAAAGUAAACUAAUUUUUUUUUUUACACUUCAGAAAUGUUUAAGUUCUUUUGAAUUUGAAAUUUUAAAACAAGAUUUUUCAUUUUCAAGGACUUCUCCAUUUUGAAACAAAACUCCUUGCUGCAGCGAUGAUUCUAGACUUGAAGCUGUGGUCAGAUUAGCUAGUUGGCACUGCCCUGCCUUGGUUUGUUCUUCUAGCAGCGUUAUACUGCAAAAUAACAUACCAGUGUUUUGAGAUGUAAUUUUAAAGUUGACUAUCAAAACGGCUGAUAAGCAUCCUAUGUUCUCCUAGCCAUGGUGCUGCACAAUGCUGAUGAAUUGUUAAUGAAUAUGAUGCACAUCUUACAUUCUGGUUUUAAAAAUCUACAGCACCAUCUGACCGAUUGCAAGUGCAAUUCAAGUUUUAAAUAAUUAAAGACUAUAUAUUUAA